GGUGUUUUGGGGUGCCCCCAGGCUGCCACAUGUUCUCGGACGCGGGGAACCACGCCUCGAUGGUGCAGGGGAUCCUGCGCAGCGGCGCCCCCAAACAAAUCUUCCGCCACAACGACCCCCAGCACCUGGACGAGCUCUUGGGGCGCUGCCCCCCCGGGGUCCCCAAAAUCGUCGCCUUCGAGUCCGUUCACUCCAUGGAUGGCUCCAUCGCGCCGCUGGCCGAGCUCUGUGACGUCGCCCACGCGCACGGCGCCCUCACCUUCGUGGACGAGGUUCACGCCGUGGGGCUCUACGGGCCGCGGGGCGGCGGCAUCGCCGAGCGGGACGGGCUCUGCGGCAAGGUGGACGUGGUGUCGGGGACCCUGGGAAAGGCCCUGGGCGCCGUGGGCGGGUACAUCGCGGGCAGCGCCGCCCUGGUGGACGCCGUGCGCUGCACGCGCUGUCCGAGUGUUGGGGGGUCGGUGGUCACUCUGGGGCUGUCAGUGGUCACUGUGGGGGACGCGCUGUCCGAGUGUUGGGGGGCCCUGGGGCUCCCCCGGGACUCGCCGCUCGGCCCCGCCUGCGCCUCGUGCCGCCGCCCGCUGGUGGUCACUGUGGGGGGUCAGUGGUCAGUCAGUGGUCACUCUGGUCACGCGGGGCUGUCGCUGUCCCCCCCAGACGCGCUGUCCGAGUGUUGGGGGGCCCUGGGGCUCCCCCGGGACUCGCCGCUCGGCCCCGCCUGCGCCUCGUGCCGCCGCCCGCUGCACCUCUCGCUGAUGAGCGCCUGGGAGCGGCAGCACUUCCAGCAGCCCGGGGGGGUCCCGGCCACCGCCUGAGCCCCAAAACCACCGCGGGGACACCCCAGAAACCGCCCCGGCACCGCCCGUACCCCAAAAAC
Ficedula albicollis (Collared flycatcher) is the source of this 877-nucleotide messenger RNA. RefSeq names its product 5-aminolevulinate synthase, erythroid-specific, mitochondrial-like. Gene Ontology annotation, molecular function: 5-aminolevulinate synthase activity; pyridoxal phosphate binding. The annotation marks the transcript as partial. Gene Ontology annotation, cellular component: mitochondrion. Gene Ontology annotation, biological process: erythrocyte development; heme biosynthetic process; hemoglobin biosynthetic process. NCBI's taxonomy places the organism in Eukaryota, Metazoa, Chordata, Aves, Passeriformes, Muscicapidae. The record is from RefSeq and is a predicted model, not a curated record. The transcript has 5 exons.